Molecule: messenger RNA, 978 nt
Organism: Symbiodinium natans
Lineage: Eukaryota; Dinophyceae; Suessiales; Symbiodiniaceae
Source: the annotation of a GenBank genome assembly
AUGGAAACACCCCACUGCUGUGCAUUGCUCGCCCUGCUGCUUGCGGCGUGCGUCUGCAUUCAGGUCUAUCGUAGCAACGGCGAGGACCUACCGAUAUGGCUCCUGUACACCUCCGGGGUGGCAGCCACUUCAGUCAACUCGAUACUGCACUUCGGCUACGAGUCGGUCGACGCUGCGCCCAUGCACCAGGGCUACUUCUCGAAAGAGGCCGUGGUGGAAGGUCACGUGCGCCGGGGCCGGCGCGAGUUGAACGUGGGCUCCUUCUUGGCUGCGGAGAUGUGGCGCCUUGGCCGCAACGCCACGGCCUUGGAGCUGGGCUGCGGAAACGGGCAGCUUACUCACAGCCUGAACUCAAUCUCGGGUCUGCGAUGUGUGGGCCUGGAUGGUUACAAGGCCAUUCAGAGCCUGGGCGAAAACUACCGGCAGUGGGAUCUCACGACCUUCUUCCCCAUGGAGGGGGUGGACUACACGAUCUCUUUCGAAGUCGGUGAGCACAUCCCUCCAGAGGCCGAAGCGGCUUUCCUCCGCACUUUGAGCCAAGCAAAGGAGGGCAUCAUCCUUGCCUGGGCGACACCUGGGCAGGCGGGGCACGGUCACGUCAACGGCCGCUGGCAGCGCUACCUGAUCGGCAAGCUGACGACGGGGCACCUGCGCUAUUGCCUGGCCCUCUCGCACCAGCUUGCGCAGGGAUUUUCGCAAGGAUUCCACUCUUUGUGGGAGUACCGCAACCUCAUGGUGUUCGUCGCAAAGGACUCGGCGCACAUCUGCGACCUUCCUACCCGAGACCUCGUCGCUUCGGUCGGUGUCCUUCUGGCUGCAGCUGGUGCAGCCGUGGCAUUGACCCUGGCCCUUCGCGGGCCACUGCAGAAACUUGCCACCGAGCCGGGUGCCCUCGGCUCGUCGGGGCUGAUGGCAAGCUGCAUUCGCAUGUUUCGAGCCUCGCGCCUCGGCUUCUCCGGGAAAAUCUCAACGGUCUGA